UUCCAGGAUAUCAAAGAUGAGUAAUACCGAUGCUCAUCGUGAAGGAAGAGAUGAUGUCGUCCAGGUCGUUGUUGAAGGAGAUCAUAUGGAAGGUGUCGUCGGAGGUGAUGGAGGAGGGAUCCAAGCUAACGAAGACGGUGAAGCUGAAGCUGCAAUGAAAGCGUGUUCGUGUAAAACUUUUCCUGAAGGCAUUCUCAGACGCGUCGAAUCUGGAUUUGCAUCACUGUUCUAUCACCCGGAAGUCCUUUUUGUGUUCCAGUUCAUCUUCGGAGCUUUGGGUACUUACUUUUUUGUGAACCUCAAAAACUUUAAUCCUCUGCUAUUAUCCGUGUAUGCAAUCGGUUUUGUUUUGUUUCUCCUCAAUGCUAUUUGCGAGUUUGGAGGACUUUACAUGGAAAUGAGGAUUGAGUAUGGUGAGCGGGUUCGUUUAUAUAGAAUGACUUUCAAACUUUUGAAAUGCGUUGGAAACAUGGCCGUCCUUGGUGGGUUUGUAGUCAUUGGUAACAUGAUCGAGAUCACAGAGAGUAGUUUAGGAUUGUUUGCCAUUGGGGAAUCUCUCUCGUUCUAUCUAUUACUCGUCUCAUUUUUCAAGUUCAUUGGCGUGGAAGAUCUGUUUGGCUGCGCAGAUGGUGUGAUGACGGCAACAUAUGUUGUAUGGAUAAACAACCAUAAGAAUGUACUAAAAGAUCUUUCUCUUGCGCAAGAAAUUUCGUCUUGGGUUGGCUUUGUUGUUAUCACUGUACUGUUUACACUGUACAAAAUCACUCCAAUAUGGUUUAGAUGUUUGGAUGUUUCAUCUGGUGGAAGAGGUAAUGGAGAACGUGUUGUUGGAGCAGGAAACAGAGGAGGGAUCCAAGUUAAUGAAGAAGCUGAUGCCGCUAUGAAAGCGUGUAAGUGCACUAAUUUUCCGGAAUGCUUCCUGAGAUGUAUUGAAUCUGGUUUUGCUUCAAUGUUCUUUCACCCUGAAAUGCUAGUUCUCUUCCAGUUCAUCUUCGGGGAUUUGGAUACCUUUUUUCUUCUGAAACUGAAAAGCACUAAUUAUCUGGUGAUUGCCGCGGUCGUGAUUAGUGCUAUUUUGUUUGUUCUCAAUUUUGCUUGCGGGAUUGGACGUGUCUACGUCAAAAUGAGGACUCAGUAUAGUGAGCGAUACAGAAUGACUCUGAAACUCUUCAAAUGCGUUGGAAACAUGGCCGUCCUUGGUGGGUUUGUAUUCAUUGGUAAUAUGAUCGAGAUCACAGAGAGUAGUCUAGGAUGGUUUGCCAUUGGGAUUUCUCUCUCGUUGUAUCUAUUUCUCGUCUCCCUUUCCAAGUUCAUUGGCGUGGAAGAUCUGUUUGGCUGCGGAGAUGCUGUGAUGGCAGCAACUGCUAUGCUGGUGGAAGAGGUAACGGAGGUGGUGUUGUCGGAGGAGGAAACAGAGGAGGUGUCGGAGGAGAUGACCAAGUUGAUGGAAUAGAAAUGGAAGAAAUUCCAUUGUUGCACUGUGCCUGAAUGUUGUUGCUAGUGCUGAUGUAACAGGAACGGUUGAAGCGUAAUGUUAGACCGCCUAUUCAGGCAUGGAUGGACUGGCAUUCGAUUCUGCAUUCAACAGCAUCAGUUUCCCUUUUUUUGUUUUGCAUUUUCGUGUUUGUUGUUUUAAAAUAACAUUUCUCUCUGCUUUGUUUUGUUGUUUUGCUUUGUUUCAUGGAUUAGUGAUAUUUCCAGAUAAAUCGAAUUUCCUAGAAUGAUAUUAGUGGGUUCGUGGGUUAA
Messenger RNA from Capsella rubella, 1746 nucleotides. RefSeq lists its product as uncharacterized. The record is from RefSeq and is a predicted model, not a curated record. The transcript is spliced from 2 exons. Lineage: Eukaryota; Viridiplantae; Streptophyta; Magnoliopsida; Brassicales; Brassicaceae. Bases 17 to 1453 code for a protein of 478 amino acids.